AUGAAGUACAUGCUUUCAAGCUCUGAAGACAUGCCUGAGAUUGACUUCAUUGAGGUUGUAGAGCCAGUAGGAAAAAAACACGAUGCUGCUGCUGUCCAAAGUGGAUCUAACAUUUGGACUUUCCUCAAAAGAAAUGCUUUUGUCAUUCUCACAAUGGCUGCUGUUGCGAUAGGAGUUGGCCUGGGCUUUGGUCUGCGACACAUUAACAUGUCAGUCAGGGAAAUUAAAUAUUUAACGUUUCCUGGAGAAUUGCUGAUGAGAAUUCUGCAGAUGCUGGUGCUUCCUCUCAUCAUUUCCAGUCUGAUUACAGGCAUGGCAAAUGUAGACCGAAAGGCUUAUGGGAGAAUCGGUCUUAGGGCCUUUAGCUAUUACAUGCUUACCACUAUCAUGGCUGCAUUCACUGGCAUUACUCUGGCUAUCCUUAUCCAGCCUGGAAAAUCAUCCAGGCAUAGCUCAGAGUCCUCUGGUGGUGAAGCAGAGGCUGUGCAGAGUGUGGAUGCUUUCCUGGAUCUGAUCAGAAACAUGUUCCCCUCAAAUCUGGUGGAAGCUUGUUUCAGAAAGUAUAAAACAGCUUACUCCAGCAGUAACUCUUCAGAAAAGCAUCUCAAUGAAGUCAAUACGACUGAAAAUACACCAAUUCCUGGGACCUCAGAUGGCAUCAAUGUUUUGGGGCUGUUAGUCUUCUCCAUGGCAUUUGGCCUCAUCCUGAGCAGUAUGGAGACACAGGGAAAGCCUUUGAGGGAUUUCUUUGACUGCCUGAAUCAAGCUAUCAUGCUUCUGGUUAACACAGUCAUCUGGUAUUCACCAGUGGGAAUUCUCUUCCUGCUGGCAGGACAGGUUGUGAAGAUGACAGAUGGAGCAGCGAUUGGUCAUGACAUUGCCAUGUAUACUCUCACUGUGAUGAUUGGCCUCAUGAUCCACAGCCUCUUCACCUUGCCCCUCAUCUAUGUCACAGUGACACGAAAAAAUCCUUUGAGGUUUAUGGGAGGUUUCCUGCAGGCUCUUGCUACUGCCUUUGGGACAUCAUCCAGCUCUGCAACUCUUCCUGUUACCUUGCAUUGUAUGGAGGAGAAUCACAACAUGGACAAACAAGUGACACGCUUCAUGCUCCCUUUAGGAGCAACAAUGAACAUGGAUGGCGCAGCCCUCUAUGAAGCAGUAGCUGCUUUAUUCAUAGCCCAGGUUAAUAACAUGGAUUUUAACCUUGGACAAAUCAUUAUCCUCAGUUUGAUUGUCACAGCAGCAAGCACUGGUGCAGCAGGCAUCCCACAAGCCGGAAUGGUAUCCAUGGUGAUUGUGUUGGCAUCAGCUGGACUGCCUACUGAAGACAUAUCACUUCUCAUGAUUGUUGAUUGGAUUCUGGAUCGUCUAAGGACUGCCACCAACGUGCUGGGGGACUGCAUCGGUGUUGGUGUAGUGCAGCAUCUGUCCAGUAAUGAGCUACAGCAGUCCAGCCGCACAUAAGGAAGUACUUUUCUGAGUGGAAUCAUGAUGUGUUGGUGUCAGUGGUUUUUAUGCUUUAAAUGUCGACAGAAAUCCCUCAAAACAAAUAUUGGUUCUUUAGAAAUGGCACAGAGUGAAAUUGAAAAAAACUUCUUUUUUUUUUUUUUUAUCCAACACCUGGUCCUGUAGUGUCGUGGAACUAAAAAUUUUUAGACUUAUUUUUUUAGUAUUCAAGAAGCAUUUGAGUUAAAAGCACCGUCCACAUAUUAUCUGAGUAGUACAUUAGUCAAGACACAAACAACAAUACUUUGCCCAUGACUUUAUUUAUUUUUAUGGAAAAAGUUUUGGGAAAUCAGUUAGUAAGACCCAACGACUAUCCUAAUAAUCUGUUUCCAAAAUAAGUAUGGAUCAUGAAGCCAUGAUGUUGUAACAUGUUUAGACAGUGAUUUAGCAUUUUCUUGCUGAAAUAAAUGAAAUUUUUCCUGAAACAGACUUCAUUAGAAGUAUUAAUAAAUAUACAACAGACCAAAUGACACUUUUUUUUUUUUUUUUUGACUCAGG
Molecule: messenger RNA, 2004 nt
Organism: Melanotaenia boesemani (Boeseman's rainbowfish)
Lineage: Eukaryota; Metazoa; Chordata; Actinopteri; Atheriniformes; Melanotaeniidae
Product: excitatory amino acid transporter 1-like
Exons: 10
Coding region: 1-1464 (487 amino acids)
Biological process (GO): L-glutamate transmembrane transport
Cellular component (GO): plasma membrane
Molecular function (GO): neutral L-amino acid transmembrane transporter activity; glutamate:sodium symporter activity; L-glutamate transmembrane transporter activity
Source: RefSeq, a predicted model, not a curated record